Molecule: messenger RNA, 438 nt
Organism: Penicillium canescens
Lineage: Eukaryota; Fungi; Ascomycota; Eurotiomycetes; Eurotiales; Aspergillaceae
Exons: 4
Coding region: 1-438 (145 amino acids)
Cellular component (GO): cytosol; mitochondrion
Molecular function (GO): deaminase activity
Source: RefSeq, a predicted model, not a curated record
AUGUCGGACGGACAUCCGGAGCAUCCACCACCGGACUACCACACUAUCCAGCCCCGCAGAGCAACCGCGAUUGAGUGCAUACGAACAUCCGCAGCCCCAUCUCCACCUAGCCGCUCUUCACAGGCAUUUAAGGUCAAUGGCACGAUAUAUGUAGCAGGGCAGAUUGCCGCUGCGCCUCGUGUUGGUCUUGUUAUUGGGCCGCCUUCCAGCAGUGCGGAGCGGAUCUUUUUUAACAUAGAGGCGAUCCUUAAGGCUGCCGGGUCUAGUCUUGAUAGGGUUGUUAAGACUACGGUUUAUUUCAGGGAUAGUUAUCAGGGUGUCGCGGAUUUUGAAGCAGUUUAUAAACGGAAGCUGCCUUUUGCUCCUCCUCGGACUACUGUUAUGGUCUCGAAAUUGGAGAAUACGGAUGUGCAAAUGGAGGUUAUAGCUGUGGAAUAA